Messenger RNA from Trichosporon asahii var. asahii CBS 2479, 732 nucleotides. RefSeq lists its product as uncharacterized. The record is from RefSeq and is a predicted model, not a curated record. NCBI's taxonomy places the organism in Eukaryota, Fungi, Basidiomycota, Tremellomycetes, Trichosporonales, Trichosporonaceae. Gene Ontology annotation, molecular function: aldehyde-lyase activity. The transcript is spliced from 3 exons. Bases 1 to 732 code for a protein of 243 amino acids. Gene Ontology annotation, cellular component: cytoplasm.
AUGUCCCAGCGCGCGGUCCUCAAGUCCGCUCUCGCCGCCGGAGAGAAGGGCUUCAACUGGGUACUGAUCGACGGCGAGCACGGCCAGAUCAACGACAAGGACUUUUACGAGCUCUCCUGCGCCGUUGCUGCAGCUGGUGCGAGCCCGAUUGUCCGUGUGCCGAAUGCAGAGGAGUACAUGGUGAAGAGAGCCCUCGACUGCGGAGCUCACGGAAUCAUGACGCCGAUGUGUCAUUCUGCUGAGGAUGCCAAGAAGGUUGUCGCCUGGAACAAAUACCCUCCCACCGGAACGCGUGGUUUCGGUCCGAUGUUUGCCGGUCACGCUUUCGGUGUCAGCGAGGGCGAGUAUGCUCAGAAUGCCGACUCAGAGUGUCUCGUAAUGGUGCAGAUCGAGUCCCAGCGUGGUGUUGACAGCGUUGAAGAGAUUGCGGCCGUGCCUGGUCUCGAUGUCCUCUUCGUUGGCCCCUUCGACCUGUCAAAGUCCAUGAACGUCCCCUUCGGCUCUAAGGAGCACCAGGACGCCAUUGCUCGGAUUCUGAAGGCCGCCCAUGACAAUGGCAAGACGGCUGCUAUCUUCUGUUCGAAUGGAGAGCAAGCCCGCCAGAGGCUGGAGCAGGGUUUCGACAUGGUCUCCAUCCACACCGACAUCGGAGUCAUCGUGCAGGGCAUGUCGAGGGAGAUGGGCAUCGCGACCGGAAAGACGCAGGAGAAGAAGAGCGGGGGAUAUUCCUGA